UUGGGGUUCAGUCACGCGAGAAAAAAAUGUGAAAUAAAAUUUCGUAAAUCGCCGUUUAACAAAGUAAAUAAACUUUAACAAGUCGAAAUACUAAUGUUUAGUGCACGGGCAAGGUGUUACAAUUAUUACAAAGGUGUUGAAAGUUAAGUUUUGGUGGUAAAAUGUUGUUUUUUUAUCGCUUAUAAUUUCAUGUUGAUAAAAAACUGCUUUUUUACGACGGCUGCCGACCAGUUGAAGAUUUCAAAAUGAAUAAUCACAUGGCCCCGGAUAUUGAUCCACUUAGUACUUACAAUUUAAAUAAUUAUCCCAAUUUGGAGAAUUUUGGAAACAGUAUAAUACCGUUUGGGAAUACAUAUCCAUAUUCUGUUAAGGUGGAGGACUAUGCCAAUCCAAACUUUUAUAAUCCACCACCACAAGCGGUUCCACCGAAAUGUGCACAAGAUGUAGUUAACGAAAGUAGUAGUUUAAAUAAUAGCAUAGCAGAUACAACCAACGGAGGUUACCCUCCGGAUCAGACACAAAUAACGGAAACAGAUCACAACAACGAAAUUACAAAUAACCAAGAUAAUACAGAGGAGGAAGACAUAAAACCGGAUAUCUCAUUGAGUGCACUAAGUAAAAAAAUUAAAAAGGAAAGGAGUAAAUAUUUUUCAGAAAAAAUUACAGAAAAAGAUUUCAAAUUCUACGGAUGCUCGGUAUGUAAUAUCAACUUCAAGGAAUUGCAGGAGCUCGAUAAUCAUGUUAUAAUACACAAAGAUAGAAUAACUAGCUACGAUUUGAGAAUCAAAAAUCAGAUUAAGAAAAAAAAGAUGAGAAAGGAGUUAAAGAAGAGUAAGAAGUUAAAAAAGAAUGUCAAAGCGGAACCGGAAAUGGAGAUUGAAAUUAAACCUGAAGAUGGAUACAUAGGUAACGAGAAGGCUACUGACUUCGUUAACAAUACAGAAUCAGAUAACCAGAGUUCUAAGGAGAAUAAUGGAGAGAAGAGCAAAAAUAUAGAAACUAAAACAACGGAUGGCAACGCAUUGUCUCAAAUUAGCAAUAAGCAAGAGCUGAUGAACCUACAAAAGAUAUACAAAUGCUUCGCAUGCCAGAAGCAGUUCACACUGAGCUAUUAUCUGAAACUGCACGUCAGGUCUCAUACAGAUGAGAAACCCUACACGUGCGCGCAGUGCGGGCAGACGUUCAUCACAGCAAGCAAGCUGGGGAGGCAUAACAAGAGGUUCCACCUCGCCAUACGGUACCAGUGCCGGAUAUGCUACAAGUACUUCUCCAGAUUUGAGUUCCUUACUCGACAUUUUGAUAAGAAGCAUCCCGAUGACAAGUUAGAAGGCGAACCGUAUGAUUUCAACGCAAUACUACCAUACCUAAAAGAAUUGGAGGAGCAGCUGCGAGAGAAGACUGAGAAAGAGAAAGCUGAAUCCAAACCGGAAGACCCCUGGGCUAACUGCUGGGAGGUUGCCAAGGACGAGCCAGAUGAAGUCAAAGAGGAAGUCAAAGAGAACAUAGAGCAUGUCGAACAGGUUGAGCCGGUGACUGUUACCAUAGAGGAGGUGAAAAUCGAUAUAGAACGGAUUGAUGUGAAGGUCGAGGAGGUGGAUGAGAAAGAGAUGGGAGGAGACAUACACGACGAUGAUGAUGAUAAUGACAGAGACGGUGAUGUCAAAGACGAGAGUGAUCAGAUGAAGGACGAGAACAUGUCAGACGACGACUAUUUUCCCUCCAACACGUGGGCGUCGUCCCCCAAGCUGGAAGAGCCGAUAUCCCCCAAGAAGGCCAAGGCGGAGGACCGGGUGAAGUGUCCGGUGUGCGAGAAGAAGUUCAGCACGGCGUCGUACAUGCGCAUCCACACGCGCACGCACACCGGCGAGAAGCCCUUCAAGUGCUACGUGUGCGACAUGGGCUUCAUCACUUCCAGCAAGAUGCACCGGCACGUCCUCACGCACCCGGAGUCCUGGGCAGAUGAUGACGUCAAAGAGGAGAAAGAAGACGAGGGGGUAAAAGUCAAAGCCGAAGAUGGCAAGAGUGAUGCGGACGACAAGAAAGCCAAGAAGAAGUUAAGAAUGAAGAAGGCGCUGGCGAAGUUCUCCAAGAAGUCCCGACCCUCGGAGAAGAAGAGGCUGUAUCAGAAGAGGCCGCACGCCUGCGAGUACUGCCAGAAGAGAUUCCUACACUUGGAGACAUUGCAGGUGCAUAAGAAGAGUCACGAGGGCGAGAGCGUGGUGUACAAGUGCACGUUCUGCCUCGCCGAGCACGCGGACGAUGCGGCCCGCCGCGCGCACGAGGCGUCGCAUGGCGGGCCCAAGCCCUACCUGUGCACCAUCUGCGGCCGCGGCUACAAGAAGCGGGAGACCAUGAUCUACCACCGCAAGAACCACCGGCCCGACCGCGAGUACAUCUGCGACAUCUGCACCAAGAGCUUCAACGCGCAGUGCAAGCUCCAGCGCCACAUCGUGAGCCACCGCACGCAGCGGUUCGUGCUGCGCUACGAGUGCCCGGUGUGCGCGCACAUGUUCCACACCAAGUACCACGUGCAGAUGCAUCUCGCCACGCACCAGAAGGAGGGCCUUAUUCAAGAGGAAAACCGCAACGAGAUCUUGGCGAUGGUGUUGCAGAACGCGCGCAAGAUACCCAAGACUGCCGACGCGCCCGCCUCGCUCACCGACGUGGUGCCGGCGGACGAGCGCAGCCGCGUGUGCAACAUAUGCGGCGAGGUAUUCCAACACUUCUACUAUUUGGAGGAGCAUCUCAAGAGCCACGGCUCGAAGAUCGCUAUAGAAGACAGCGAGAAGGCCGAGGAGAAAAAACAUGUAUGCACAGUGUGCAACAAAGGCUUCAAGCUACACUACUACCUCAAACUCCACAGCUUCACGCACACAAAAGAGAAGCCCUUCAUAUGCCAGCAGUGUGGCAAGGGUUUUAUAACUCGGGGUAAGCUGAAGCGACACAUAGAAACGCAUACGGGCUUGAAGAAAUACCAGUGCCACAUCUGCUACAAGUUCUUUACGAGGCCAAGCUACCUCAGGAUUCAUGUGAGAACGAUACACGGCACUCAAGACUACAAUUUCAGGGUCGACAAGACUUGGAACCAGUUCGGGACGGAAUACACCGCGUAAAACGUUAAUUUUCUGAUCGUUUAACAAUUUAACGUUGGUGUUAAAUUUUCAGAAAUGUGACUUUUUUUGACUGUUGAAAUGUGUAUUGUUAUUUUUUAUGGUGUCAAUUUGAAAUGCGCAGCAUCAAAUAUCUAUAAGUAAAGUAUUUUAUUCUCUAACACCAUAUGUGUAAUGAGUAAAUGUUGAGUCAACUUUUUACUAGUACUAUUUUCUACUUACUGUUACUCAUUCGAUCGCAUUCGAUUCUAUCCCGUAAUAGUUAACUACGAUCUGUAUGGGAACUACUAGUAUGAAACAGUAUUGUCAUUAGAUGGCGCUCAAUAAAUCGUAGUUGAUAUUGGAUAGAAGCAAUUGUCCGGUCGGCCGAGGGGACUCACUAUAUAAUCACUACACAUAUUGAGCUUGAGUAAUACUAGUGAGUGGCCUGUGAAAACACCCAUAGAAUCAUAAUAUAAAUUGUACAAGACCAAAUUACGUAAGAAUCCGUAUUAUAAUUUUAGAAUGGAAUCUGUUUGGAGCAGACUUCGAAAGUUGAUUUCCGAAUAUUCAACAUCGGUGUUAAUUUAUCAGAAAUUCCAUGUAAAUUGUCGACAAGCAAUCAUAAAGGCAAUAUGGAAUAUUAAACUAUUUAGCCCAAUUCGCGAAGACGAGACAAACGGUUGAAGAAUUUCUGAAAAUUUAACAUUUGCGUUAUUUUUGUCUAAUAUCUAAAAUAGCAAAGAGAAAUCCGAUUUAAUUAUAAUUUUAAAAUGUAAUGAUUUCGGUUCGCGGAAGUUAUCAAAUACAAAAUUAAGGUUUUCUAAAAUGAACUGUGCAUACUUUAGGAAACUAGUGAUAAUACAUUUUGUAAUGCACUAAAAAUGUACAGAAAAUAUGAAAUAUAAAUAUUAAGGUGCCUCUGAAAUUAAUAUUUUUGAAAAAAUUAAUAAGUCGUAGUUUAUAAUGAAAUUGUUUUGAUUAGAAGUUUAAAGAAAAGUUACCUCAUUUUAAAAAUGAUUUUACACAAAACGGUUAUGGCGAAAUUACACUGUAAUAUAUUUUUAUGUACUUAAUCAAAUAAAUGUUACGGGGCAAAGUCGGAUCUACCUCUGGGCAUAGUUCAUAACGUUAUACCCGGGUCUCUCUUGCUUCACUGGACUCGCUUCCUUGACAUAAACUGUUAUCCUACUUCCUACUAAUAUUAUAAAUGUGAAAUUGUGGAUGUUUGUUACUCAAUCACUCCAAAACGGCUGAACAGAUUUGGAUAAAAUUUUGCAUGCUUGUAGCCUUUGACAUGGAACAGAACAAAGGCUGCCUUUUAUCCCGAUCCCUUUAAUAGUUCCCGAGGGAAAAUUGAAAAUUGUUUUCAAGCUGCGGGUAGACAGCUUUGAAAUUUGGUGUGUAUGUAACCUAUGCUAUGGAAAAGGACAUGUACUUUCUAUACCUAUUAUAUUUUUACACUCCUUCAAAUAAUUGCAAUGCAAUUGUGGCGCCCACAGAACAGGGUUUUUUAUUUUCCUAGUCAGGUUUUAUAAAUGAAAAUUGCCUUUUAUAAGCGAAUUGGAAUAAAUAAAUGUUUGACUUUGACUUUUGGGCAUAUGUGAAUAUGAAAAAACUAAACUGGACUGGGAAGUAAAAUAUAUGUUACUAUUUUAAGAUUAUAUGUUUGUUAUUUAACUUUUUUAAGAACAUUUAUUGAUUCCAUCAAACUGCCCUGUUACUCUGCCCAGGGUUUGCCAAAGUAGACUUUGCCCAACUUCGCCCUUUAACAUAAAAAAUUGAAAAUUACCUACUUAAUACGUAACCAGUAAAAUCAUGAAUUUCUUUUUCUUAUCAAUGGUAAGUAUUAUUUUUUUCGGUUUAGGGAAAAAUAUGGUGGGGUUUUUGCUUUUUUUUUUAAUAAUUUCUGUAUGUAUAUUUAGCUUAAUUUUUUUCUAAAUGGAUUGUAAAUAAUAAACAAAUUAAGAUUAUUAUUUUUAGUAUUGUUUGUUAUAGUGGUGGAGUGUUACUAUAUUAAUUGGAAAAGUACUGUGUACUUUAGUGUGAGUACAUUGUACUGGAGAUAACUUAUAUAUUAAUAUACUUGUUUUGAAAUAUUAAUUUUGGAAAAAAAAUCUCUUUUAUUCUAUUAAAUUUCAAGUUGAAUGAAUGUCAAUUAUAAAAAAAAAGUGUUUAGUCGAACGCAAAUUCGGUCUUGUGAAAAACAAAUUAAUCUAUAUUUCGGGGGUAAAAAGUGCCCUGUGCCAUUCCAGACUAUAAUUUAUCAGCAUUAAAGUCCCACUGCUCGGCACAGGCGUCUCGCAUAGGCAAGACGGUUAUAGAGUAAAGACCCAACACGCUAUUCCAAUUCGGUUUGGUGGGUUUUUAGUGAUUAUAUUCACGUGUUAGUGAUAAUAACCAUGACACGUGCUCCCCGAAGCAAGCCAGCCAGCCUCCGGGCUGGUACCGACUUUUUUUUACAGUAAUACUGUUUGUGCCACUCUGGAAUCGAACCUAGGGGCCUUGUUAUUCUAAGUAGACCAAGGAGACAGUUAAGACCUCAAAUACCUUUGUCGAAGUUUUGUAACUUGCAGGUUUUAUACUGUAGAGGUACUUUUAUUAAACCGCCUUGACCGAUUGCGUCGAAAGCGGUAAUGUGUUGUAGAAAUAAGAAUUCGCUAGUUAAUUUCGGUUGUUGUUGAUUUUGUAAAAAGGCGGUGAAUAUAUAUUAUAUGGAAUAAAUAAAUUAAGUUUUA
Molecule: messenger RNA, 5827 nt
Organism: Pararge aegeria (speckled wood butterfly)
Lineage: Eukaryota; Metazoa; Arthropoda; Insecta; Lepidoptera; Nymphalidae
Product: zinc finger protein 699-like
Exons: 14
Coding region: 246-3113 (955 amino acids)
Source: RefSeq, a predicted model, not a curated record